GCUGUAACAAGUGAAUGUGGGCAUUAGUGGUGUGCCACAAACUUCACUCCGUGCCACUCAGGGAAGGACUGGAGGAACUGAAUGUCUGCCAGCCAGUAUAAAGCAGGUUGUGGGGAGAAAGCAGACUCACCAGACAAGUUUUGAAUGCUCAUGGGAAAGAACAGAUUUUACUUCAAGAAGGUCUUGGAAGAAAAUCCUUGAAAUCAAUCUGAAUCAAGUUGAUACAUGCAAAGCUGAGGAGGACAAAAACCCUGUCAAUCAACUACACUGUGGAGGACUACUGGAUGGGAAGAGUUUGAUCAAACUAUUUUUUUAAGAGAAAACACCAAUCGGUUCUAAAAAAAUAAAAAUACCUAUCAGAAACUAGUAGGGAAUAUAGCAGUCCUUAAGAAAUUAAUCUAGUCCACAUUGAUGAGUCAAAUACUGUUUCUCAGAGCUGGAAAUAGAAAAGGCACUGAUCUCCCUGCUCCUGCUUGCUGUGCUCCAGUGAAAGACAGCUGAAGGUGAUUUUAGCUGCCCACACCUGUGCUACCUGUCUCACUGCACAUGUAGAGAUCAUCCAGAAAAUAAAUGUUCUGGCCCGUAAGACACAUCCUGGUACAAAAAAGUCUGUCAUCUGAGAACAAGAAGCCAGAUUUUCUGAGAUCCAGUGCUCCUGGUAUCCUAAAUGACAAGAAUUAAGGAGUCCAGGGAAUGCUGGAAUCUAAAGUUUAUUGGUAUAAACUUGUGCCUGGGAAAAUUCAAUAUGAAGUUACUUCUCCCUAGUGAAUGCUUCUAAUCAGGGGUGAAAGAAAAGACACCUGCAUGUUUUCAGCCUUUCAACUCAGGUCUGAGAAGUUGUUGGAAAGUUUCCUGCAGCCUGAAAUGACAGAGAGCCUUGUAAAAAGGACACCCCUAUUUUACACCCAAGGAAUAUUGCUUAAUAGGUAUUAAUCUGAAGAAAUAUUGUUACGAUAAAGUUUUUGACAGACUACCACCCUUCUGAACACCCAGAGAGCAUUUAAUUUUUGUCUGAUCAGAAGCACCUAAUGUCACUGCACAUGCUACAAUGGAAACUGUAAGACAAAUACAAAGUUUUGGCAUCUGUGUUACCUGUACAUAUCCUGUAGCAUCUGGUGUGGUGUUUGCCACUCUUCUAGUUUCUUGCUGCUCAUCUCUGAACAUAAGAGCUCGUCCACUUGUUUCUAAUUCACCUUUCCUUUCUAUCUGGAAUGCUCCUACAGAACUUUGUGCUGAAAGGAGUGGAGUGCAGCUGGACAUGAAUUUUUUUCCUCUAAUUGGAAGCACACUAAAGACAUCCAUUGGGCAAAACAUCACUCUCUUCUAUCCAGACAGGCUUGGCUACUACCCUUACAAAAAUGAAGUCACAGGACAGGCAUUCAAUGGAGGACUCCCUCAACUCUCGCUGCUGGAGAAUCAUUUAAAAAAAGCCAAAGAAGACAUCCAGUUCUACAUUCCUUCAGAUGAACAGCUUGGAUUGGCUGUCAUUGACUGGGAAAACUGGAGACCUGUGUGGAUAAGGAACUGGGGAUCAAAAGAUAUUUACAGACAGGAAUCCAUUGAGCUAGUUCAGCAGAGAGACCUCAGUCUAUCUGAAGCUGAAGCCAGAACUAUAGCUAAAAUGGAAUUUGAAUUUGCAGCAAAAUCAUUUAUGUUGGAAACUUUGAAGCUGGGCAUAGAAACGAAACCAAAUCGUCUGUGGGGAUAUUACCUUUAUCCAGACUGUUAUAACUAUGAUUACAAACAAAACCCACAUAAUUAUACAGGAGCCUGUUUAGAUAUUGAAAUAGAAAGAAAUAAUGAGCUUAACUGGUUGUGGGAGAAAAGCACAGCACUUUAUCCAUCUAUCUAUCUAGAGACAGCCUUAAAAUCUUCCAGAAAUGCUCAACUCUUUGUUCGCAACAGAGUUCAAGAAGCCAUCAGAACUUCCUAUGUCUCUAACUCUAGUCAUCCCCUUCCAGUUUUUGUAUACACACGUCCAGUAUUCACAGAUGUCUAUGAGGAAUAUCUCUCUGAGGAUGACCUGGUAAAUACCAUUGGAGAAUCUGCUGCACUGGGUGCUUCUGGAAUUGUGAUCUGGGGUGAUAUGAAUUUAACACAAAGUAAGAACACCUGUAGAACUCUGGACAACUACCUUAGGAGGACUUUGACCCCAUACCUCAUCAAUGUCACAAUGGCAGCCCAAAUAUGUAGCCAAGUGCUAUGCCAAGACUCUGGUGCUUGUGCACGGAAAAAAUGGAAUUCCAGUGACUAUCUUCACUUGAACCCUGAGAAUAUUGCAAUUCAAAUGACAAAGGAUGGAAAAUACACUUUACAAGGGCAGCCAUCAUAUCAGGAUCUGCAAACAUUCAUAGAAAAAUUUGAUUGCCAUUGUUAUGCAGGGCACAGCUGUGAACCUAGAGCUGAUAUAAAUGACAUCCAUUACCUCCAUGCUUGCAUUUCAGAAGAUAUUUGCAUUCAGAUAUCCUCAAAUUCACUUUCCAACAUAGAAGCCUCUGAAGAAAAGAUCCUGUCUAACAGAACUGCAUUUUCAUUUACCUCUGAGAGUAAGGUGACAUUAUCUACACAUCCUGAAGUAGAAGAUUUCCAAUCUACUGAUGGAAAUAAUAUACUUAAUAUAACAACUGCAGAAUAUAACACUGUUACAGCUGCCAGUAGCUAUGAUUUAGAAGAAAAUGAUACUCGUACUUUCAGUAGUUCUUCAUCCCAUAAGAUAAGGAUGUUUAGUCUGUUUCACUUAAUACUCCUUUUGAGAACCUUAAUACAAAUGGUCCAUGAAAGUGAGAAUAUCCUUUUCCUUGACUGUAUUUGAAAUUCUAAAAGGUUUUCUUUUGCAAAACAAACAAAAUAAUUCCUGAAAGACUUAUGGUCUUAUCUGUAUCAGGUAAUCUUUUCUAAUCCAUAGGUACCACUUGAAUGUAUUUUUUUCAGUUUAGUUCUCUAAACUACUAUCUGUGCCAAAGAUAUACUGGUCUAUGUAUAUAGUCAUAGUCAGUCUAUGUAUACUGACUAUGCUAUGUGAGAGGAUAAUCCAGAAUAAGAAACAUUUUUUACAGUUUACAUUUUUAACCAUUAUAUUGGGAAAAAAGUAAUGGUUGACAAUGCUCUUUUGUGCACUUCAAGUUAAGACAGUUAAAUAUAUAAUAUAUAAAAUAAGUCAUCAGGUUUGAUGCUCUAUGCAAGAAUUAAUUUCAUUCCAUAUGAAUGGAAUUAUCUUUUAAAAUAUUUGGCUUAACUUUAGAUUUGUGGAACUUUGCAGCAUAAAAUUUAUCUGAUUAAUGUAAUGUUCCUCACUUUUCACAAAACCUUUAGGGAUGCUGUAGCUUUUCUUUUAAUUAAAUAUAUUUGUAACUCUUCAAAAGGUUCUAAUUUCAGUGUCGAUGUUGACUUUGAAUAUUACAGCUUCAUUAUUUAAAAUUUGAGCUGUAGCAGUUUAUCCCUUCUGCUCAAAAAUCCUCCCCCUUAUUUCAAAUGUCCCUUUUUUGAUUUCCAUUUGUUUUGUCUUGCCAAUACUCACAACUCAUCUGCUCUGCCUGUGCAUUCCCUGCAGCACAGGUCACCAGUCCUAGUUUCUCCAUCCAGCCAUCCCUAGGAAAUGGAUAGGGCUGCAUGCGCCAUUUGGACAAAAGUCUGCGCAUGGGACUGUAUGCCUCAUUAUUCCUGAGGAGUCCCUUUGGUGAAAACCAUUUUGCUCCCUAGGAAAACCCAGCAGUGGAGGCAGAAAGAUAAGUGUCACUGGGGACCUGAGACAAUCUCAGGACCACCUUUCUGAUUCAGUUUGCUGACUGAACUGAAAGUAUUUGCUUAAUACUAUUCCAUUGCCAAAAGCAGUGUGAAAGUAGCAGAGAUACCUCAGAAGAAAACUACUCUCAGUAUCAUAUCAGGACUCUAGUUAUGAUUAACAUGUAGUCAGUUUAAGCAUUUAGAAGCAAUUAGCUGCAGUUUAUUUGAUAAAAUAACCUUUUCAAAUUAUUAUGUCAGAUGCUUAAUAGACAGUUGGCCUUCCAGUGGGUGAAGAGUGGCUGCUGGCAUGGAUACAUUAAAAAUCUCCCUAGAGCCAGGCAUGAUCUGCAUAAAUAAUUCAUCACCUCUCACAGAUAUAGCCUGCCUCACUAAUGAAAAUAACCAGAACUUCAAUGUAGUGGCCAUUUACUUAUAAAAAGUUCAUUUCUUAAUCUAGCAGAAAACACAUAUUAUUAUAUCCAUUUUCUUUGAAUUUUCAGGUUGUUGGUCACAACAGAGAUGCAGAAAAAUAGAUGAAGCCUUUAGACUUAACAUGGAGAAAUAAUGUUUUAUGGCUUUUGAACAGCAAGUUCUCAAGAGGAAGUAACAAUUUUCUCAUCCCAGUUACAGUGAA
Messenger RNA from Motacilla alba alba, 4357 nucleotides. Its product is annotated as hyaluronidase PH-20-like. The transcript is spliced from 7 exons. Gene Ontology annotation, cellular component: acrosomal vesicle. The record is from RefSeq and is a predicted model, not a curated record. NCBI's taxonomy places the organism in Eukaryota, Metazoa, Chordata, Aves, Passeriformes, Motacillidae. Gene Ontology annotation, molecular function: hyalurononglucosaminidase activity. Gene Ontology annotation, biological process: carbohydrate metabolic process; fusion of sperm to egg plasma membrane involved in single fertilization; hyaluronan catabolic process. The coding region runs from base 1049 to 2812 and encodes 587 amino acids.